Molecule: messenger RNA, 3377 nt
Organism: Gallus gallus (chicken)
Lineage: Eukaryota; Metazoa; Chordata; Aves; Galliformes; Phasianidae
Gene: POU3F2
Product: POU class 3 homeobox 2
Exons: 2
Coding region: 32-1309 (425 amino acids)
Biological process (GO): regulation of transcription by RNA polymerase II; brain development
Cellular component (GO): nucleus
Molecular function (GO): DNA-binding transcription factor activity, RNA polymerase II-specific; RNA polymerase II cis-regulatory region sequence-specific DNA binding
Source: RefSeq, a predicted model, not a curated record
AACCGGCGCGAGCAGAGCGGCGCGGCGAGUCAUGGCGACCGCAGCCUCCAACCACUACAGCCUGCUCGCCUCCGGCUCGCCCAUGGUGCACGCCGAGCCGCCCGGCGGCAUGCAGCCCGGCGGCGGCUACCGCGACGCGGGCGCGCUGGUGCAGGCGGACUACGCGCUGCAGAGCAACGGGCACCCGCUGAGCCACGCUCACCAGUGGAUCGCCGCGCUGUCCCACGGCGGCCCCGGCGGCGGCGGCGGAGGAGGGGGCGGCGGCGGCGGAGGGGGCGGCGGCGGCGGCGAGGCGCCCUGGGCGGCGGCGGGCGCGCUGGGCCCGCCCGACAUCAAGCCGGCCGCGGUGCAGGCGGCCCCGCGCGGCGACGAGCUGCCGCCGCCGCAGCACCCGCCGCCGCCGGGCCGAGCGCCGCACCUGGUGCACCACGGCGGCGGCGGCGGCGGGCACCACGCGGCGUGGCGGGCGGGCGGCGCGGCGCACCUGCCGCCGGGCAUGGCCGCGGCCAACGGCGCGGCGCAGGCGGGGCUGCUGUACCCGCAGCCGCCCGGCUUCACCGUCAACGGCAUGCUGGGCGCCGCGCAGCCCGCCCUGCACCACCACGGCCUGCGCGACGCCCACGACGAGGCUCCCGGGCCGCCCGCGCCGCCGCACCACGGCGCCGAGCACCCGCACGGGCCGCACCCCGCGGGCGGAGGAGGGCCGGGGGGCGGCGGAGCGGCGGCGGCGGGAGGGCCGCACCACGAGGCGCACUCGGACGAGGACACGCCGACCUCGGACGACCUGGAGCAGUUCGCCAAGCAGUUCAAGCAGCGGCGGAUAAAGCUGGGAUUUACCCAAGCGGACGUGGGGCUGGCGCUGGGCACGCUGUACGGCAACGUCUUCUCGCAGACCACCAUCUGCCGCUUCGAGGCCCUGCAGCUCAGCUUCAAGAACAUGUGCAAGCUGAAGCCUUUGUUGAACAAGUGGUUGGAGGAGGCGGACUCCUCCUCGGGCAGCCCCACCAGCAUAGACAAGAUCGCGGCGCAGGGCCGCAAGCGGAAAAAGCGCACCUCCAUCGAGGUGAGCGUCAAGGGCGCGCUGGAGAGCCACUUCCUCAAGUGCCCCAAGCCCUCGGCGCAGGAGAUCACCUCGCUGGCGGACAGCCUUCAGCUGGAGAAGGAGGUGGUGAGAGUGUGGUUUUGUAACAGGAGACAGAAGGAGAAGCGCAUGACGCCGCCCGGGGGGACGCUGCCGGGCGCCGAGGACGUGUACGGGCCCAGCAGGGACACGCCGCCGCACCACGGGGUGCAGACCCCCGUGCAGUGACCUGGGCGCCCUCCCCCCCCGCCCCCCCGCUCCUCCUCCUUCCCCCGCCUUUCCGGCGUCCUCCUUUCGGUGUUGGGGUUGUUUUUUGGUUUUUUUUUUUCUUUGUUUUUAAUUUUCUCCUCUCUUUCAAAAAAAAAAAAAAGAAAAAAAAAAUCGAGCAAAAAAAAAAAAAAAGAAAGAAAGAAAAAUAGGGGAAAAAAAAUUAACAAAACAAACAAACAAACAAAAGCGAGCAGAAAAGCGAACGCGAAGCCAAGCAGGCAGAAAGCUCCGGUCGGGCGGCGGGUGCGGGCUGCGGCCGGGCCUUGCGGAGUGAGUACCGCGCCGGGCCGGGCCGGGGGCGGCGGUGCGGGCGGACGCGCGGCUGCGGGCAUCCGCCCGUCGGGAUGCGAGCAGGGAGAGGAAGGAGCCCUCGUCCCAGGCAGUAUUGAGGCGUAGUCAUUUGCGCUGCGAGGAUAUCGAAGUUUACAGAAAUUCGGCGGGUUUCUUGCCCUCUUGACCCGAUGCGGGGGAUGAGGAGCGCGUAUAGCGGUGUGUGUGUGUGCCGUAGGCGCGCACGCAGGCACACGUAUGUAGGAUGUGCACACGGCCGUGCGGCAGAGCGGCUCCGGGCCGCCCGCGGGGGCAGCGAGAGCGGGGCGAAGGGACGGAGCAAACUUCGUUUUCCGGCAGUGCGCGGCCGCGGAAGGGACCGCGGCCCCGGCGAGGGGCUGCGGGGCCGGGAGGGAACACCUCGCGCUCCAGGGGCCGCCCCGAGAGAAGCACGGGGACGUUCGGCCCCCCCCCUCGCCCCGGCCACAGCCCUUCCCCUCGCGCCCCCCCCCCGCCCUCGGCCCCCCCGGAGCGGCUCUGCUCGCAGCCCGCGCUCCCUUCACCUUUGCUUCCCGUAUUUAUUAUUUUUUCCUCCCCCCCCCCCCCCCCCACCCCACUCCCCCCACCCCCGGUCGGUUCGCAGCGUCAUGUACGGAACGAAAGGAGCAGCUCCGCUCGGGCAGCCCUGUGUCUUUCACGGGGGGAGGGGGGGGGGGGGGGGGGAAGGGUGAAAUGAAGUGGAAAAAAUGCCACUUUCAAUUCGCCUCCCCCCCCCUCCCCCCCACACCUCACCCCGGUAACAGUUUUAAAGUGCGUUUCGUGGCAUUAUCCUGAUGGGAAACGGUUAACUUCCAAAAAGAGAGAGAGAGAGAGAGAGAGGAGCCCGGGGGGACACAGCGCACGACACAAAGCUCGGAGGAGAGGCGCGGAGCGGGCUGGGAGCAGCGCCGUGUGUGUGCCGCGCACCGCCAUCCAUAGACACGAGGGGAACUCUAAACUCCGACAGCGGUGGUUUCGAAGCGAUGCACGCGGAAGCCUUUUUCCCACUUUCCCAGCGAUGGUCGCAGAGAGGCGGGCAGCGAGCUUCGCUCUCCCCUUUCCUUCUCCUUUGGCCGUAGCGAGCUGCUGCUUAUCUAUCGUGCUGGGGGACCGCUGACUCCGAGCAGAGCAGGGCCGGCCCGUGGCGCGGGGAGGACCCAACUUUCAGACCCACCGAUCCGUGCGUAAGGUCAGAGAACGGCAGCCGGGGCCGUUUGGGAAAAGCCCCAAACUCCACGUAGGGUUUACUUACAGAAACAAACAAACAAAAAGACAAAAAGUUACCACGCAAACCUUACCGCUCUGUAUAUAUGUUUAAUAUUUGUCCUUUGAAAUGCAGAAAUAGUUUCGAUGUUUUCUUUGUCUAUUUUUCUUUUUUUUUUUUUUUCUUUUUUUUUUUUAAAUGCUACCCAGGGAAAUAUUUUCAUAUCAUUUUUAAGUGGCCUGCCUCAAUGUAUAUUUAUUUCUUGGAAAGCGAACAGGUUCUGGAAACUGUUUUUCUGUAGCUUUAAAUGAGUAGGUGAACAAAUCUAUAUGGGAUGUAAUUUUUUUUUCUUUUUUUUUUUCUUUUUUUUUUUUUUGGUUCGGUCUCUUUACAAACACUUUGUUUUGGUACAUUUGGAUGUGCUUGUGGGGAAAAAAAUAAAAACGCAGAGAUCCUUAUAUAUUUAUGUUAAAGUAAUAUUUUAUUAUCUACAUAAAACAGAAAUGCACAAUA